UGUUUAGUUUAUGAUGUGAAGUGGAUUUUCGCUGAUUUUGUAAUUCAAUUCUCAUACUUAUUCGAAUUCAUGAAGUUAACUAGUGAUCAUUCGUGAAACUAUAAACUAUAGAAUAAAUAAAAUGAUGCUGGUGCAUUUUCGGUGUGUGUUUCCUACUCGAAGUUUGAAUCAAUUAAAUAGAUAUAGUACAAAACUAUCGAAAAAUGUUUGUGAUGGAAAGGAGCUUACUGAAGCUAAUGCUGCCGGUCAAUCUAAGCUGAUAAAAGUGGCUAUCAUCGGGGUACCGAACGCCGGUAAAAGUACUCUCAUCAAUCAUUUGAUAGAACAUAGGGUCUGUCCAACAUCAAUGAAAGUACACACCACACGUAAAACCGCACGAGCAAUUCAAAACCGUGCAGAAUCGCAGUUGGUUCUGUUCGACACUCCGGGUCUGGUCGGUGAGCGAGAGAUCAAAAAGCAUCAACUUGGUUCAAAUUUCGUCAGCGCAUGCCGUCAUGCUCUACACAAUUCUCAAUUGAUCGGAGUAGUGCACGACGUGUCCAAUAGCUGGACGAGAAAUACACUAAACCCUAUCCUGCUGAAAGUGCUGAAGGACCAUGCGCAUAUUCCUAGUUUUCUCAUUUUGAAUAAAAUCGACACACUCAAGUCUAAACGAGUUCUUCUGGAUGUCGUUAGAAACGUUACCAACAAUCAGUUGGAAAGCAUAAAAAAUUAUAACUUUAAAAAGAGGAAAAGUGAGGCGCAAAAUGCAGAAGCUAAAUGCAAAUCCAAAAUUGAUGAGGGAUGGUCGCAUUUUACUGAGAUUUUUAUGGUAUCCGCGAUCACGGGUGAUGGACUGAAGGAAAUUAUGAAUUUUAUUUACUCUCUCGCGAAACCCGGUCAGUGGGAGCAUCUGGCUGAUGAAAAUACUGACCAAAAUCCGGAGGAAAUGAUUAUUCAGAGCGUCCGGGCCCGACUGUUGGACUAUCUGCCACAGGAGAUACCGUAUCUGUUGCAGACGGAGCUGGAGUUCUACGAGAACAUCAAGGGGAAAAUUUUCGCCAGCACAGUAGUCACCUGCCCGAAUGAGCGAUUAGAGCGGCUGGUUUGCGGAGAGAGGAACGGAAAGCUGCGACAAAUUACGGAACGAGUUACUUCUGAUUUGAUCGAGACCUUCUCAGUGCCGGUAUCACUGACCAUUGUUACGAGGGUUCAGAAGAAGCAAGAUCGGGACUGAGUUCGUUAAAUAAAGAUGGUGAUUUGA
This is a messenger RNA of Malaya genurostris, 1243 nucleotides long. RefSeq names its product GTPase Era, mitochondrial. The transcript is spliced from 2 exons. Lineage: Eukaryota; Metazoa; Arthropoda; Insecta; Diptera; Culicidae. The coding region runs from base 122 to 1216 and encodes 364 amino acids. Gene Ontology annotation, cellular component: mitochondrial matrix. Gene Ontology annotation, biological process: ribosomal small subunit assembly. The record is from RefSeq and is a predicted model, not a curated record. Gene Ontology annotation, molecular function: ribosomal small subunit binding; GTP binding; rRNA binding.